CAACUGUAGACUCCUCUAUUGGCCCAUCUCGAUCUCUCCCUGUCUGCUUUCUUGCUUACAAAGCUUUCAGUGGGGCGGAAAUUCGAUCAAUCUACCAGACGUACAGAGCAGAAGAAGAGAAGAUCAGUUGCGAAGAGAAAGCAAUAAAGGUCAAUGGAUGCAUCGAAGACUAUCCCGCACGAAAUCGGUGGAGUGAAAAGCGACGCACUCCGAUUUGGACUUCAUGGAGUUAAGAGCGACCUUGUCGGGUCCCAUCCUCUCGAAUCCGCAUAUGAAGAGAGUAAGGCGAGCCAGGAGAAGAUGAAGAGGACGGUCCUUGCCAACACUUACGGCUUCGCUUUGCCCACGAGGAUGGAUUUGGAGCGCAGGAUCCUCUCCAGGUUUCAGAGGCCUGUUGGAGCAAUACCCUCUUCCAUGUUGGGUUUAGAAGCCAUGACAGGAACUCUGGAAGACUUCGGUUUUGAGGACUACCUGAAUGAUCCAAAGGAAUCUGAGAGUGUUCGUCCAUCUAACCUGCAUCAUGGCAUGGAAGUGAGGCUCGGGUUAUCUAAAGGACCGGUGUGCCCUGAUUUCAUCUGAAUCAUUUGCCUGUGGUUAAUCAUCUUUUAAUUAUUCUGAUAGUGUACUUUAGUUACUGUUCUGCUUUUGGCUUAUGUUUGAUUUUCAUCUUUCUUAAAUCAAAAGUUAGUGUUGUAAACAUUUUAUAUCCUGAACAAUUUACAUUUUAAUAUGCCUGGUCCUUUGGUUGAUUUGAAUGGGUCUCACUAGGGGUUGUGUUGGGAAAGGUUCUUUUUGUCUUUAUUUUAUGGUGAAAACUGAAAAGGUCAAAUGAGCAAUGACGUAUACAAAAAUAUUCAUCC
Messenger RNA from Cuscuta epithymum, 860 nucleotides. The record is from the annotation of a GenBank genome assembly. Lineage: Eukaryota; Viridiplantae; Streptophyta; Magnoliopsida; Solanales; Convolvulaceae.